Eruca vesicaria subsp. sativa (arugula) is the source of this 925-nucleotide messenger RNA. The record is from the annotation of a GenBank genome assembly. NCBI's taxonomy places the organism in Eukaryota, Viridiplantae, Streptophyta, Magnoliopsida, Brassicales, Brassicaceae.
AUUGUGUGUUGAUCAUCUAAGAAACAUGGCAUCUUUUGCAACCAUCGCCGCUGUUCAACCAUCCUCCGCCGUGAAAGGUCUCGGAGGAAGCUCUCUCACCGGAGCAAAGCUCUUCAUCAAGCCUUCUCGCCAAAGCUUCAGACCCAAAUCCACAAGAGCUGGUGCCGUGGUGGCCAAGUAUGGAGACAAAAGUGUUUACUUUGAUUUAGAAGAUUUGGGUAACACAACAGGACAAUGGGAUUUGUAUGGAUCUGAUGCUCCAUCUCCCUACAACCCACUUCAGAGCAAGUUCUUUGAGACAUUUGCUGCUCCUUUCACAAAGAGAGGUUUGCUUCUCAAGUUUUUGAUUCUUGGAGGAGGCUCUUUGCUUACUUAUGUCAGUGCUUCCUCCACCGGCGAAGUUCUUCCUAUCAAGAGAGGUCCUCAAGAGAAGCCUAAGCUCGGCCCUCGUGGCAAGCUUUAAAUUAGCUUUCUAAAUCCCUUGAAAACAUCAGAAACUUUCUUCCCAAGUCUCUGAACUCCUGUUGUUACUGAUCUAUGUAUAUUGUCUUGUGUUAAUUGCUUUGCAUUAUCAAUGAAAGAAUUGCAUUUCAAGUCUGCUACAACACAAUGGUGCUCUCUUCUUUUUUUAUCAUUUGAAUCAUGGACAUCAAAUUGCAUUUCAAACCUAAUUUUACAAGAUUUGUUUUCAAGAGUAUCUUGCCGUUGGACUCCUCAUAGUUCCAAGAUUAUCAAGAUAAGAACUCUUUUUGUUAGUUGUCAUAAUACCUGUGACUUUAGACAACAAUGGUUUCUCUUUAUCUCCUCCAAAAAAGCUUUCUUUCUUCACUUCAUUGUUUUUGUUACCCCAUUGCAUAACAUCUGAAAGUGAUGUCCCUGAAAGCCUUUCCUCUGAGAAGCUAAUUCUUUCCUCCUUUGGUUUCUC